UACCAGCGUUUGUAUACAUGAUUGUACUAUUUCCUUUAGUGAAACUGAAUUGCAUGUCAAUUGUUUCAAAUUCCUUUCAGAAAAUUAAUUUAUCGCUUAGUACAAGUUUUAUAAAAACAAAAGUAGUGAUGAAAAAUAACUCAGCAGUGAACGAAUGGCUAGAAAGACCGAAAGGAGAAAUACCGGACGACAAAGCCAAACCGAGUAUCGAGAAAAUUUUGUGUAGUCCCCCGUGAGGCAUCAAGCCAAGCCAAGUACCAAUGCCUUGCCAGGUGCAGUUAAUUAUACCGUUGUCACCUUUUGUUUUCAUUUUGUUUUACGGCUGUGGUUCUUCAGUAUGGCUUGCACGCUGCUCCGCAUCGUCCAGGCAGCCGUAAAUCUAAGGAGGAGGUUUGAAUGUGCCUUACAGUCUUCGUUCGAUUCCGUAGAAAGUGGCGACGUUGGCGAGGAGCGAGACGAUCACGCUAACACUGAAGAAAAUGGACAAACUCGGGCUGGCGAAGAAGACAUGAACACAAGCGAGCAACUGUCUCAGAAUUUUCAACUUUCGUUCACAGAAGCAGAUGAGGAGAUAGAAAACAUAGGUGAACCCAUUCAGACAACGACAGACGACAUUACCUCGCACAGAAUGACGUUCAUUCAUUCACAAGACAAUCACGGCUCCGAGAACACAGAAAAUGGAGCCUAUAAAGAUGCUGCCACAUCCAGCUCGAUUGAAAUCAUCGAAGAAAACGAGUUUAUCUCAAUAACCAAAGAAAGUGAAAACUCUGAACCACAAGCUGAAGAAAAUAACGAAAGUCUCACAGAAAUGGACAAAAAUGCAUUAACAAUGAAGAAAAGCCAGGGAGGCGCUAACCGAAAGAUUCCUCUAGUGCAAGUUAACGAAAUUAGUGGCUCAGAUAAGAGUAGCGACAGUGAUAGUGAUAGUCGGUGUAGUAUUAAAUCAGUGAGAUUACGUUACGCCGAUGCCGUGUCGCCCUCUAGCGGGUGUAAACCAGCUAAGCUAAUCAGAAGUGACGCGCUCGAAACAAAUGCGGAAAAAGAAUCGAAUAAUUUGCAGUGGAUUUUAUUGGUGAAAGAGUCGGGUUCUGAACUAGUGAAAGACAGUGAUAAGGAAAAUGGAGAUAGUAACACCGAAAGUGAUCUUGAUAAAAGCGAGUUGUUAGGAUAUUCGGAGUGGCUGCUUAAAGGAAAAGAAAGUUUAGAGGCAGAAAACUCUUCUGAUGAGAGCGACAUUAAUAUUGUGAGUCCUGGUACAGACGAGGACAAGGAAGAGAAUGACAGCGAAAAUUACCUAGAAGACGACGACGAGCUCAUGGCUGACGAAUCCUUCGACGAAUCCUUUGUGGAUGACGGGUUCGUCAGCCUGGAACUGGAAGAGUACGAUGAUAACGUUAUCAUCGAAGAAAAUGAAGAAGACUUAGAGAGAGAGAGAAUAGAGGAGGAGAUGAUGGAGGACAUGAGAAGAUACUUCCAACAAGGGGGUGGUCGCGGGGAACAAGUUGAACACAGGAAACUCAGCCGACAGUACAGCCCAGCCGUCUACCUCCCUGCCGGACCUCUACCCGGGAUUCCGGCUGACGGAGAUAUUAGUAAGAAUAUGAACAAGGGUCAAAAGACUCUACGGCUCCUGAGAAUGCUGUUGUUCCUACCAGAAAGCAAUUUCAAAUGCGAGUAUGUGACAGACAAGAGGCAAGAUGAUGUCUUUUAA
Homarus americanus (American lobster) is the source of this 1711-nucleotide messenger RNA. Its product is annotated as dentin sialophosphoprotein-like. The record is from RefSeq and is a predicted model, not a curated record. NCBI's taxonomy places the organism in Eukaryota, Metazoa, Arthropoda, Malacostraca, Decapoda, Nephropidae. Bases 338 to 1711 code for a protein of 457 amino acids. The transcript is spliced from 3 exons.